Messenger RNA from Harmonia axyridis, 1031 nucleotides. RefSeq lists its product as uncharacterized. Bases 97 to 957 code for a protein of 286 amino acids. The transcript is spliced from 2 exons. Gene Ontology annotation, cellular component: nucleus; transcription regulator complex. Gene Ontology annotation, molecular function: DNA binding. NCBI's taxonomy places the organism in Eukaryota, Metazoa, Arthropoda, Insecta, Coleoptera, Coccinellidae. The record is from RefSeq and is a predicted model, not a curated record. Gene Ontology annotation, biological process: regulation of transcription by RNA polymerase II.
CCGCUCGAUUUAUUUCAUAAAGGAAUUUGAACGUAGUGUCGUAGUAGUGAAUAAAUAUCGAUAAUAAUAAUAAUAAAAAAGUUUAUUUGCGAUAGGAUGGACAUUAAUAAAGAAAUUUUGAUUUCAAAAGUAUUUAUUAAUAGCGUGAUAUGGGAUAAACGAUUGAAAGGCCAUGCAAAUCGUAACAUGGUGGACAAGGCAUGGCAGAGUAUAGCUGCCGAAAUGGGUUUAGAGAACGACGGAGUACUACGGAAGAAGUGGAAGUACCUUAGAGACCAAUUUGCGGUAGAAGUGGGAAAAUUACCUCCUCCUCGUUCAGGUGAUUCUGGUGAUCGUCCUGAAUCUAAGUGGCCUUACUUCAAGUCACUUAUGUUUUUAUUAGGAAUAGUGAAAGCAAGAACUUCUGCUAGCAAUUUAAAAAAACCCGAAAAUGAAAACGAAGACUUGGUGUCUCAUUAUGUUAGCAAGGAAACGGAUUCACAACAAGAUGUUCAAGAAAUAGAUAAUCAAGUUUCUGAUGAUCAACGUCAGCAAGCACAGAUGAAUUCCCCAUCUUCAGAUGUAUUCUCGCGAAAAAGGAAAAGAAAUAAUGCGAAUAAAAAUUAUAAUCAGGAAAUGUUAGACCUCGAGACAAAAAAGGCUUCCCUACUAGAACGUGUGAUUAAUGAUAGAGGAUCAGACGAUGAAGAUGCAUUGUUUUUUAGAAGUCUUUUGCCUCAUGUUAGCAAGAUACCGCAGCACUUGAAAAUGAGAUUCAGAUCUCGAGUUCAAAUGAUAGUUGACGAGUUUGCCUAUGCAUCACAUGGUACAAUGCAGUCUAGCCACUCAAAUUCGCAGUCAGCACCAUCUUUUGUUCAGCAAUAUAGUGCAGAAUAUAUUUUAAGCCCUGAUGCUGAAUCAUCAACCUCUGGACCAUCCUCUCUACCUUCAUCAUGUGUGUUCGCAGAACUUUCUUGAGGAUAUAUAUUUAAUUAUAUUAUUAUUUGCCGAAAAUUUUUUAUGUUACUUAUAUUUUUGUAUAUUUUUAUUUU